GAUGGUGGUAGAUAUUCCGCACGAAUGCUGGCUUUUGGUGGCCUAGAUCAUUAGUACAUCCACUAAAAUUGCCACUCACACACCUAUCCCUUCAUUAUGACCGUAAUUUCAGAUGAUCCCAGUCAGUGGCCGCUGGUCAAUUCGUAUAAUUUUCACAGCUAUUUUAUAGUUGCAGCCUCCGCUGCGAUUAUUUAUGAUUGGGCGCUCGCUUUUGGACAAGAGGUUGAAUUGAUCUGGAAGCGACGCUGGUCUCUCAUGACCUUUCUAUAUCUCAGUGUGCGCUAUACUGCACUGCCAUACGUUGUGAUCUUCAUGCUUAUAACUCUUCCGACAAUCUCGGUAGCAGAUGCAGUGAGCAAUAAUCUGUUCCUAGCACUAAAUUGGCUUAAUGUAGUCGUCACCGCCUUGUUAGGAAUCAUCAUGAUCGUUCGGUUACAUGCCAUGUAUCGGCGAUCCAGAAAGAUGCUUAUUUUUCUUGUUGCAACCUUCCUGGGUAUCACGAUCCCGUGCGUGGGGAUUACUGCAACGGGGACGAGGCAUACCAUAGGGGAGGAGUUCAUUCUUUCCGGUGCCUACCAAUGCAAUUAUAACUAUGAGGGAGACGCCCGACUUCUCAAUUCCAUGACUUGGCUACUUUGCACUCUAUGGGAGGUCCUCUUACUAUGUCUUGCGGUCUGGAUUGCUGUAAAAAACUUUCGUGAACUGCCACGACCAUCCAGGGCAAGGACCAUCGAUGACUGUUUGAUGGUGGUAAUAAAAACCCACGUGGUUUACUUUGGAAGCUUCACUGUUGCUUCUUGCUUCGCCCUCGGCUUUUUGUCCCCAACGCUUGUGGACUCAAAUUCUAUGGGGACUAUGACUUAUCAUAGUAUUCUUGAUGUUGUGUCAGUCACGCAGCUGUUCAUGCUAGGACCACGCCUCAUCCUUAGCGUUCGAGAAUAUGACGCUAAGCUUGUAGCCGAUUCUGAUGCAGGAACCUACAUGACUUCGCUUGUUUUUUAUCAGCACGCAUAUGCUAGUAGUGCUGUCACGGUGUAACAGGAAGACCUCGAGACUGAGUCGACUAGUCAUCAACACACUAAGCAAUGUCGGGCACUCUUCAGGGAGCAAGAAAAGUUUGUUUCGUCGCUCGUGGUAGUUUCGUAGUAGAUAUAGAAUAAGCUUAGCCAAUAUCAUGUUGUACCACCAACAGGACUGGCUGGCCACCCGCACUUGCCAUAGUCUACUAUCCCUAUGGUUUAGUGAGUUAC
Suillus discolor is the source of this 1250-nucleotide messenger RNA. RefSeq lists its product as uncharacterized. The record is from RefSeq and is a predicted model, not a curated record. The coding region runs from base 97 to 1038 and encodes 313 amino acids. The transcript is spliced from 13 exons. NCBI's taxonomy places the organism in Eukaryota, Fungi, Basidiomycota, Agaricomycetes, Boletales, Suillaceae.